Molecule: messenger RNA, 3123 nt
Organism: Culicoides brevitarsis
Lineage: Eukaryota; Metazoa; Arthropoda; Insecta; Diptera; Ceratopogonidae
Product: oxidative stress-induced growth inhibitor 1-like
Exons: 6
Coding region: 676-2625 (649 amino acids)
Source: RefSeq, a predicted model, not a curated record
CGGUAGUGUAAACUACAACUUUUUUGUUACUCGCACACGAUUCAUUGAGAAAAAUUAAAAUUAAAAUAAUAUUUAUUUAUAAAUAAAAUUACUUUUACAGAAAUUGCCGCGACGAACGACAAUUACCUACGAACACUUGUAAUAAAAGAAAUUUAAAUGAAAUAAUUGUGUGUGUUAUAAAUAAUGCAAAACAUUUAAAAAAAUAAAAAUAAUUAAGUAAAAUAUUCUACCUGUGGAUUAUUCCACUUUUGCCGGCAAAAAACGCUUCUUUCAAAACAUUGUGCAAUAAAACCGAUCGUUGUCAUGUAAUUCAAAUCAGAACUUGAUGAAAUAUUUAUAUGUGAAAUUACUCAAUAAAAAAAAUAAAAUAAUUAUAUUGCCAUAAGUUAUAAUUUUGAAAAUAAAACAAGUGCUCAGUAUAAUAAUUAUUUUUGUGUUAUCUAAUCUAAACUACUAAAAAACUGCGUAAAAUAUCGUUCAAGAAAGUAUAAUUGGAAGAUAAUAGUUGAAAAUUACAUAAAAAAAUUACUUGAAAAUUAUCUAAUUACAAAAAAUUACAAUCAAGUGAAUUAACGAACAUACCAAGGUCUAAUAUAAUAAAAUAACGAAUGUUUCAGAACGAUUCUGAAAAAUAAAUAAAAAAAAUAAUUAGAGUGUAAAAAUCAAAGAACAACAAUGAAAGACAUACUUAAUAACAAGACCUUACCCAGAGGAACAAUUUACAAGGAUGUCGUCAUUAUUGGCAACGGACCAAGUGGCAUAUCACUUUCAUACUAUUUUUCGGGCCAUUGGCCCUACUGGAUACCCGAAAAGACUGACAAACAUCCCGACGAACUGCUUCGAGCACGUUUGCGACACGCGGAUGGCACGAAAAGUUUAGUAGAGCAGGAUUUGUUUGAACUUGCCGACGGAAUUGAGGGACGCAGCACGAAUCCGGUGUCGUUACUUUUGGACAGCUUACAAAACCCCAAUGCUGACCUGGGUAUGCAAAUGCCAUCGAUGUUGGAAUACAAAUACCAUCCAGAGAAAGAGAUUGACCAUAUUGUAAUUGGCAGAGGCCCAGCAGGUGGCAGUUGGCACAGAAUGGAUCCAAAUUUACGUACACUCUCGCUGGCGGCAUGGAUGUCGUUGCCCGGUUCGGAUUUUAAUGAAUGGGAUCGAAGACAUUCGACGGAAAAGCAGCUCCAACAGGACCAAAACAUCGAAAAUCGUUGCGAAAAGUGCGCCGUAUUGCGAGAAAAUCCCUCCGACGACGAUUUUGUGAUGUCAAACAACAACGAAUCCGAAACGGGAGCUCUCUGUUGCAAAUGCAGCACGCAACAACAACUAAUUAACAAAGUUCCUCGCCGAAAUCUCUCGCUGAAGAGGCAAAUAUCGAAGGAAGUUGAGACAAGGGCGCUUAUUUCGCGAGUUGCCGAGUACUAUGAGAGCUACGUCGACGAAAUGGGCUUGAAAAAGUACUUUUUGAACGAUGCCAUCGUCACGAGCGUUUAUCCGAUCAAAAUGUGUCGCGAAAAUUUCGAUGGAAAAUACAAAGAUGCCAAAUGGAUCGUGUCUGGCUUUAAUCGUUUAACGAACAAAUCCUUCAGUUACGUGUGUCAACAUCUCGUUCUCGCAAAUGGAGCAUCAGAUCUCGCAAAUCGUCUCGGAGUACGUGGCGAAGGCUUGUCAAUUCCGUGGCUCAAGUACGAAUUACCUCAUUUGGAGUAUGCCUUGCAAAAAUUGCGUCCCAUCGAGAGGCUCAAGUUGAAACCCGUGAUGAUUGUAGGAGCUGGUUUAUCCGCAGCGGAUGCUGUUUCCAUGUGUCGCUCCUCUGGCAUCCCCGUAAUUCACGUUUUUCGGAGUCGUACUGUGGGUCUCGAUAAGCAAUUGCCGGAAAAUGUUUAUCCAGAAUAUCAUGAAGUCCAUAAAAUGAUGAAAGAUCCAUCGAAGAAAUAUGAUCUCUACACCCCGCUAUCGGAGCACACAAUUGCUGAUCUGUAUCCCAUUCCAACGUCCUCUGGCAGUCACAAAGUUACGGUUCAGCAUUUAAAGACACACGAAACGCACGAAAUUGAAGUCUCCUUUUGUGCGAUUCUCAUCGGUUCGCGUCCCGAUUUGCGAUUUUUGGGCGGAAUUGAGUGCGAUACCACACAAUGUGACGAAAUUAUUUCACUUUCGCCCCAAAACACAGACUCCCCAUUGAUCCCGCAAGACCUUGAUAUCGCAACGCUCGUUUCGAAGAAACUCCUGUGGCUCAAAAGUUUGUGCGCAAAAUGCCGACACAUCAGCAAAUGUGAUAAAACGUCGAACAAAAAGGCCGUUGGCAUGAAAAUCUGUGAUCACGACGAACGAAUUCAGUGUGCGAAGCUGGAAAAGAAGACUUUAGUGCGAAAUUCCGAAGACGAUGGCGGCAAAAAGAAACAUUAUCGCACCUUUGGACUCGGCGAAGACCCCACAAAACCCGUCGAUUGCAAAAAUAAUCCCAUCGCAGUCAACAAGUAUACAUAUCAAGUUUCAAAAUACGGAAACAGUAAUUUAUACGCACUCGGACCCCUUGCUGGCGACAAUUUUGUCAGAUUUAUUCCGGGCGGAGCGCUUGCCAUUACAGCGGCACUUCACAAGCAGAAAAACCAAAAACGAUAAAAAAAAUAUUAAUUUUUCGAAUCCUUUAACAGUGAGAAACAUUAACCCGUGAUAUUGACAUGACUUAAAAGCUCAACGAAGAUUUUGGUCAGCCUUGCAAAACAAAGAAAAUUAACGUUGUGUUAGGAAAUAAGGAAAUUUUUGUAGACUUUUAGAGAAAUUACGAGAGCAAAGAAUUCAAAUUCAAAAAAAAAAGUAGCAAAUUCAAACAAAACUUAUCCUAUAUACUCCCACAGUAUUUUACAAAAAUAAUUAACUCGAUAAUUUUACAGGUAUUAGCAAUAAAAAAAAAUCGCCUAUUUUAAUUUAAUUAAAACAAAACAAAAAAAUGAAACCCAAACCACUACCGUUCAAAAAUUGCCAUUGAUGCAAUUUUCGAUCAUUCCAUUUUUAUCCCUCGUGUUGCGUUAAAUUUUAUUUAAAGAAAAAAAAAUUAAAAGUAAGUUAGUUCAAAGAUUUCUUGACUGACGAUACGCUUUUUUUGUAUAAAGUUAUAAU